Messenger RNA from Stereum hirsutum FP-91666 SS1, 1682 nucleotides. Its product is annotated as S-adenosyl-L-methionine-dependent methyltransferase. Gene Ontology annotation, molecular function: methyltransferase activity. Gene Ontology annotation, biological process: rRNA base methylation. The record is from RefSeq and is a predicted model, not a curated record. Gene Ontology annotation, cellular component: nucleolus. The coding region runs from base 52 to 1602 and encodes 516 amino acids. The transcript is spliced from 10 exons. Lineage: Eukaryota; Fungi; Basidiomycota; Agaricomycetes; Russulales; Stereaceae.
GCUGUUACUUGUGGUUAUCAGAAGUGGCUGAUUCAUCUUAUCGCGUGAAUAAUGAAUUUCUAUUUUGAAGCCGCCGACGCUCUUGACCGGCUCGAUGCUAAGCAAGGCUCAAUAAAGAGCAUCAUUAACACCUUGCCAGCGAAAGACCGCAAGCGUAGCGCUGCUCUCGUUAUUGAGACACUCAAAUACAAAGCUGUUCUGCUUGAUGUCAUAUCAGCUGCAAAGAUUCUCGAGGAGCGGAAAAUCACCUCUAAAAACCUAGCUUUAGUAUUAGUCCACGAUCUUUUGCUCUCCCGAGGUAUUCAGGCUGGGGAUGGCCCCGUCAAGCAGGCGAUCUUGAAGCAUAAGACCAGACUGCGCAGCGAGUUCCAAAGAGCGAAGAUCAAGCGAGGCGUACGAUCCGACGAAGAGCUCGCUCAGACAGACGAUGUUCGUGCUGGUGAGUCUUGGGGCCUGCGUAAGGUAUCCACGGCUACUAAACCGACCUUGUCAGCACGGAUCCCGCGCUACGUUAGGGUCAACACCUUGAAGUCCACGCACGAAGAAGUCGUGAAUGUCCUACAGUCACGAGGAUAUCAGGUUGGAGAUCCUCUGCAGGCAAAGCACUACGCUCUAGACGAACAUAUCCCAGAGCUCCUAUCGUUACCACCAAACAUCCAGUUCCAUGACGAUCCGCUGUAUUUCUCAGGAAAGAUCAUUCUACAGGACAAGGCCUCAUGCUUUCCUGCCGCCGUUCUAGCUCCUCCAGCAACAGACACCGCUGUAGUAAUAGAUGCCACCGCUGCACCGGGGAACAAGACGUCACACUUGAGUGCUUUAAUGCGAAACAAGGGCAAGUUAUUCGCAUUUGAGCGCGACCGAAAGCGGUUUACGACACUACAAAGUAUGCUCAGCAAGGCUGGAUGCAAGAAUACGGAGGCCCUCAAUGUCGACUUCACGAACAUCGAGCCAACAAAUUCUAAUUACUCACAGGUCACCCAUAUCCUCCUGGACCCUUCAUGCAGCGGUUCCGGCAUCGUCAAUCGGCUCGACUAUCUUCUUGAUACCGAAGAAGAGACGGACUCGGUUCAUCAAGACCGCCUUAGCAAGCUCUCUGCCUUCCAGCUCACGAUGAUUAAGCAUGCCAUGAAGUUCCCUUCUGUGCAGAAAAUUGUGUACUCGACAUGCAGCGUACAUGCCGCUGAGAACGAACACGUCGUUCAUCAGGCUCUCAAUAGUGAGGAAGCCGCCUUGGGUCAUUUUGUCCUCGCUCCCCGUUCGCAGGUUUUGCCUUCUUGGCAUAGAAGAGGCCUACCAUCAGACAUGAAGAGCGACAACCCUGAUGAUGCAGACAGUCUGAUACGGUGCUCCCCGGGAGAGGACGCUACGAACGGCUUCUUCGUGUCAUGCUUCGUGAAGAGCAUUCCGGACCAAGCGCAAGGGAGCUUACAUCCUGAGCACGAGUCAUCCCCUCCAUCUAGGACUAUAGAGCUCGUCAAACGGAAACGGACGGAAUCUAAUGGUCUGACCGGUGAUAGUGGGCAAAGUAGUGGUACUAAAAAGAAGAAGAAGAGGAAAACUCGGAAAAGCAGUUUGGGACAACCUCCAGCAGCAGGAUCGUAGCAUCACUUCGUAUUCCGUCUUGGACCCAUCCAAAUGAUCUCGGAUUGAUGAAUAUCAAUGCUUGAUGCACGCACAAACCC